UCCUCAGCUUUUCCCAAUUGCUACCAUCACUACCGCCAUUUUCGAAGAGACACAGUUGAGAAGCAGUUGACAGUUCUUCACCGGAGCAAAAAUCUAGCUUCGCAAAGAGAAAGCUCGCGACUGAACCGGUAUUAAUGGCGGAUUCCGAGAACCGCAAUCCCUGGGUUCUUAAUUUUCAGAAGUUGGGCUUGGAGUUCAAAUGCCCUCUCUGCUUAAGUUUGUUCAAUCGACCGACGCUACUCCCGUGCGAUCACGUAUUCUGCAGGUCUUGUAUACCUGGCGCCAAUCAGUUCGGUGCAGAUUGCCCUGUCUGUAAAGCACACUUUGUAAAUAUAGAUCUGAGGAAUUUGCCUUUCAUGGAAAAUAUGUUGACAAUUUAUAAAUGCUUGGACGCCACUUUUUCUGCUAAAUUGUUUCAGCCGGCUCAUUCAGAGGUUGAAAGGGUUUCAAUGCAUAGCCCCGCCUCGAGUACUAUCCGGUUUGGUGAUAAAAUGAGUGAGGAAUUACGUGAAAACGCUCAUGGGGAUAAUUCACGUAGUGGGAAUUAUAUUGGCAAACAAGUUGGGGUUGACGAGAAUGGCAAAGUUGAAAACCGAGAAUGUAAGAGGAAUGAUAAAGGAAUUGAAUUUAGUGGUGCUGGGAAUCCCAAUUUAUCAUCACCGAGAUCUCAUAUGAGAGGUGGAGGGACUGAAGGGUGUAAGGCUGUGGACAUGGAUAUAAAUCCAGUCCCCCAAUCAUCACCAGAUAUUCGUAGAUCAUUCGGUCGUGCCAGAGGUUCAGAUAAUGAUAGCAAUUAUCGAUGUAGUGAGCAUAGGUCAGAAAAUUCUUUGUUUAGAAGAUCAAGCCGGGGGAACAAUGGUUCUGUAAUAGGCAAGAUCAGUUUUGGCUUUGAGAAGGAUGGUAAUUUUAGGGGAGUAAAGAGACAGAAGCAAUUGAACUAUGGGCCAGCACAGCUGGGCCUGGGCAGUGCUGAUCACAUUCAAUCAGUUUCCAACUCUGGAGCUUUGAUGACUAACUUAGAGCCCGAACUUCCGACAACGUCACAAGCUAGUGUGGCGGGGCCUAAAGUUUUGGAUGGCCAGUUUGCAAAUGAAACUAUUUGUGCAUUUUGCUAUUCCUCUGAAAUCUCGGAGGAUACAGGGACAAUGUUACAUUUUUCUAAUGGGAAAUCGGUUGUAGGUUAUGAGGCAACGCUUCCAAAUGUCAUACAUGCUCACAAAGUGUGCGUUGGCUGGGCUCCACGAGUGUACUACGUUGAUGAUAGAGUUAAGAAUUUGAAGGAAGAAGUAGCAAGGGGAGCAAAGCUCAAGUGUUCCGGAUGUGGGAAAAAAGGAGCAGCUUUAGGAUGCUAUGUGAGAUCCUGUCGGAGAAGCUAUCACGCUCCUUGUGCAAUGAAAGUCCCAAAAUGUCGUUGGGCUUAUGAAGACUAUCUAAUGCUCUGUCCAGAUCAUUCUUCAGUUAGAUUCCCUAAUGAAAAGUCAAAGUCUUGGGACAAUGUCUCUAAAGUUCGUGACAUGCCUUCUAUAGUGAGUUGUCCGCUAUCCAAUUCGGCACCUUUACCAGAUGGAGAAAGAAAAUUGUUUUUUUGUGGUUCUGCUUUGUCUGCUGAAGAGAAGAUUCUUUUGGUCAAGUUUGGUACAAUAAAUGGUGCCACUGUGUCAAAGUUCUGGAACCCAAACGUAACACAUGUGAUUGUGGCCACGAAUGAUGUGGGUGCUUGCACGCGAACAUUUAAAUUUCUCAUGGCGAUUUUGACUGGAAAAUGGAUUGUUAAAGUUGACUGGAUAAAAGCAUGCAUGGGGGCAAAGUGUCAUGUGAAUGAAGAACCUUAUGAAGUCAGUCUCGACAACUAUGGCUGCCGUAAUGGUCCAUUGUCUGGCAGGGGCAGAGCAUCAAAAAAUGCACCUAAGCUCUUUAGUGGCUUGAAUUUCUAUUUUGCGGGUGACUUCCUGGCAUCUCACAAGGAAGACCUCCAAGAUUUGGUGAUAGCUGCCGGAGGGACCGUCUUGAAAAGCAAGGAAGAAUUGGUUGCCCAAAGUGGUGAAGGGGCAGCUCCUACUCCACGGGCAUUAGCCGUAUACAAUGAUGACCCGCCAGAAGGGUGCAGACUAGGGGAAGAAGUAGCAAUCCUGUUUCAAAGGUUAAGUGAGGCAGAGGAUAUAGCUUUCCAAACUGGAUCCAAAGUUAUUGGUCACACUUGGCUGUUGGAGUCCAUUGCAGGACACAAAUUGCAAGAGCAUUUGUAACAAAUGUAAAAUUCUUUUGCUAGUCAUAGUUAAAAGUUGAUUCCAAGCAAAAAUAAAGGAUCAAGUUAGGAUCCCUAACCUAUACGCGCUUUGGCAUCAUCCCUGUGGCUAGAACCAAUUAGUUUGUUAAAACUUGCGCUCGCAACUUGUUUUGAUGAAGGAAACACCAAUAGACUGAUAUGUAAAACUAGCAUUUUCUUGAUAUUAAAAUUUUUGUCGGGAUGGGAUGUGAUGUAA
Molecule: messenger RNA, 2483 nt
Organism: Morus notabilis
Lineage: Eukaryota; Viridiplantae; Streptophyta; Magnoliopsida; Rosales; Moraceae
Product: BRCA1-associated RING domain protein 1
Exons: 13
Coding region: 135-2246 (703 amino acids)
Biological process (GO): negative regulation of fatty acid biosynthetic process; double-strand break repair via homologous recombination; positive regulation of transcription by RNA polymerase II
Cellular component (GO): plasma membrane; BRCA1-BARD1 complex; BRCA1-A complex
Molecular function (GO): ubiquitin-protein transferase activity
Source: RefSeq, a predicted model, not a curated record